Messenger RNA from Chondrus crispus (carragheen), 4376 nucleotides. RefSeq lists its product as hypothetical. Gene Ontology annotation, biological process: potassium ion transport. The coding region runs from base 1 to 4182 and encodes 1393 amino acids. Lineage: Eukaryota; Rhodophyta; Florideophyceae; Gigartinales; Gigartinaceae. The record is from RefSeq and is a predicted model, not a curated record. The transcript has 2 exons. Gene Ontology annotation, cellular component: membrane.
AUGAAUGACCCAAAGAAUGAUGAGUUAUGGGGCUUCAUUGCCAAGGCCUUGUGGACUGGUCCCAUCACAUAUCUCGUCGUUGUCGGCCUCGCCUUUCUUCGUGAUGUGUCGCGGAAGUCCAUUGUCACAGGAAACACCCUGGCUCUCACUCUCACGAAAUCUCGCUUCUCCCCGUACGCAUGGAAUGAAUACUAUAUCAGAAUCUACCGUGACACCCAAAUCUUCUACCUUGUCGAGGUCUUCAGACUUAUUAUAAACCUCGCAGUUUGCGUCGUUUAUAUCAUCGGAACCUAUACCCGUAAUGUCUUUGGCUACAUUACCAUCAUCAACCGAAUUGGAGCGAGCUUUUUCAUGCUGGAUAUCGUCAGCGAAAUGUUCUCUGCAGAAUCCGCCAUCUCGUCCGCCUCUUCUUUGAACACUUUCUUUGAUGCUUUCUCACUUCCCUCCCUGCUCAUGGCCUCCGGCCCGAACCAGUUUCUCAAUUUUUCCUUUCUGCGCGCUGUCCAGGCUUACGGCGCCUUCAGUCGCCUGGAAAAACGCCUGCUAGUCCAAGUCAUGAGUAGUAAGCGCCUCUUUGCAAAGCUUGGCAUGCAGUGCAUUACCUUGUUUUACACCCUUGCCAGCGCUAUUCAACUUCUUGAAGUUCCAGGCGACCUGCUCAGUGUCAAUUUUCGAGACACUUGGCUGCAAUUCGGCGACUGGAACUUUUUUAACAGUGUUUACUUCGUCGUCGUCACCCUUUCUACUGUUGGAUAUGGAGACUUGUCGCCGUCUACCGUCCAGGGUCGGCUCUUCACCCUCAUGAUCAUCGUCAUUGGUAUUGUUAUUUUUACCAGCGUCAUCGGAGAAAUUGUCGAGCAAUCAACUCGCGGCCGCGGCUCAGGCUGGUUUGUGAAGAACCCUAACGCCCGUCACGUCAUCGUCUGUGGGAAUCCAACUCUAUCCUCCCUCGUACUUUUCGUGUCGGAGUUCUAUUCGGACACACGAGAAAGUAAUAUGACGGCAAAGAUUGUGGUCCUUGUCGAGAACCCCACGUGGUCUGACACGGAUUGGUUCCAGCACAUUGCGAAGAAUUCUUUUCUGCAAGCCAGGCUCACUUUCUUACAAGGAUGCCUACGAAACUCCAUAGAUACACAACGCGCGAAGUUGCCGAGUGCCGAUGCCGUGUUUUUCCUCACCUCUCCGUCUACAGGGGAGGAUCCUUCGCUGCAAGACAUUAGAACCGUUAUGAACAUUCUAGCUGUCAGAAACGCGCGUACGGACAUCCCCAUCUAUGCUCAAACCUUACUAGAAGGAUCCAAUCUGCAGACUAAUGUCGCUUUAAACACAGCGACAACCUUCAGCAAGGGGACUUACUUUCGAGAUUCAAAGAGCAUGCGACCUUCGGCUUCUUACCAAGGUCUGUUCCACGCUGUUUUGCAGGCUGAAGUCCAUGAUUUUGCAAAAGCGCGCCUAAAGAGAGACAGCAAAGAGGUGGAAGACGCAAUAGAGCACCAUAAAAAGGUGCUCCAAGGAGUAGGUGUGCUCUCCUGUGAAGGAAAACAUGUCGAUUUGGAACGCUCUUCCUUGAUCUGUCUCCAGGAAAUACAAAUGGCCCUCAUAGCCGGAAAUAUCAGAGUCAACGGACUUGCCACACUGCUCUCAAACAUGUAUCUAGACAUCCCAGCUGAGAAGCCAUGCCCAAAUGAUCCUUCGUGGUUGUGGGAGUACCAGAUGGGCUCGUCAUGUGCGCUCCAAUACGCCAUCAUUCCGGAACAGCUCCACGGCGUUGCACUGAAGAAAAUUGCCAUUGAAUUGUUCCAUACUGGUUUAGUUCUUGUGGGAACCACUGAUAUUGGGCACAAGCUCCUUCAUCCUAUCCUCGACACAGAUACAUUUAUGCGCAAGGGUGACAUUGGCAUUUUCUUGACAUACCUUCAACAAGAUCAUGUAGCAGCGGCGCUCCACGUAGUUGCUUCUCGGUAUAAGUUAGGGCGGCUGCGCCAAUCUGUGCUUCCAUCUAUUUCUUCAACCGACGACCUGAAGCAUACCUCGUCUGGCUUGGACCCCAUGACUAAGCGUCUUUCUGGGAUUAGCAAUACAUCUAUGAAGAUAGAGGAUGCGCUCUCAACACCAAACCUUACGCAAUCCCUCGCUACUGUGAAAGCAACUCGUCACCGAGAAGAAGACCAAGAGGAUAUCGUUGGCGGUGAUUUGUUAGAUUCGCAAAGACGCCGUUCAUACGAGAAGUGCACGGAUGGCUACAUCCCCGAUGCUCUCUCUGGCCAUGUCAUAGUAGCCAUCGAAGGAGAUGCAGCGUUGGAGAACCUUGCCCUCUUUCUAAAGAAGCUGUGGGAAAGAAGCAAUAGACGCUCCAUGAGGAACGCACGGCGAUCUCGAGUAGUGGUAAUCCAUCCAUCCAUUACUGACAAGUAUCGCAAACUAUUCACGAGACACGAAAGGGAGUCUUUAUUCUUUGUGGAAGGGUCUCCGUCUUCUGCUGACCCGUGGGCAAAGGCAAGGCUAAAGACUGCGAAGUCAGUUGCUACUAUGGCUGAUUACACCCGUCCGUGGAGUAUAUCAGAUGCUCGAACCAUAUUUACGCUUUUGACUCUUGAUGUCAACACCGAGCAUGACCACGAUUUGUUCAUUUGUUCUGAACUAGUUGACGAGAAAUCGUUAGAAUUUUUGAGAGAACCAUCACACCCCCGUAGACGUGGUGCAAGUCUGGGAGAGACGUCACGCCAAACGUCUGCGAAUGCAUCUCGCAGCCAAUUUUCUGCAUCUCCCGCACAUUCCUCAGUUGCUUCUCCAGAGAUUUCCUCCCGACUUGGGGAGCAACAAGAUGCAGUUCAAUCAAUGCCUGCAGCAGUACUAGAAGCGAAGGUAGAGAAAUUGCCAGGGGCAGAUCUACCAGGAGAACUGCCGCCGAAAGCAGCUUCAGGCACGGAACUCCAUAUCAAUGUGCCAAGCCCACCAGACGAAGAUUCCACUACUAAUAGUCGAGGUGCCGCAAAUCCGGUGCAUGCCGUCCUUACUUCAGCGAAGGACCUCAAGAAGUCUGCAGUAGCUGCAGUAGUCGGAAAGGGACACGGUUCUGUGAAGAGCGGAGGAUCACAACAUAGUAAGCAAUUGAGACGAAUGUCCUUUAGGUUGCCCGAGCCAGAAAACCUGGUUCCUGAGAAUGGAGCAGCUGCAGUAGAUCCAUCAAAUAAGCCCGGCGCGGCUCGAGCCAGGCGCGGCUCUCUGUUUUCACGGAGUCGGUAUGCGUCCGGUGAGUUGCUUAUUCAUUCAAGUGCAAUUACGUUGCUUGUGCGAGAGUAUGUCGAGCCCGGAUUUAUCCAUUUCUUUUCUGACAUGCUGGGCACAGUACAACCAACUCCUGGCUUGAAGAUCCGACUCGUUCAAAUCCCAAAAACGCUCUUCAGGAUGGACCGCGGUGCUGUUUUCAGAAAUAGGCAACUGUUUUUACCCUACAUCUCAGUAUUUAGGUCUCUUAUUCGUCAUGGUGCAACACCACUUGGAAUAUAUCGAUCAGGAGAUGCCCCUGUUCGAGUGCCUGGAAGACAGAGGCACCGGCGCGGAAUGGCUCUCUUAGAAGAGCUAACGCUGUAUUGGAAGGGACUUGCGAAGGCAGGUACUGCGUCUGUCACAAAGGGCCGUUUGUCACUGUUUCAGCACUUGCUAGGCAUUGUAGAAGCUGUCUCACCCCAACACAUGAGAGAGGCGCAAGGACGACAUGAGAUCAACGGGGGUCAACAGGAUUCAAGCACCAGUGAUGAAUACGACAGCGAUUGGGGCACAAGUGGGGAAGAUGACGAGAAGGAAAACAUGGAAGGCAGACUCAAGGGGCUGCCAGUCGACAAACACCAAAAGAACCUCGAGGAUAAUACUGCUCCAGGUCCUGUUGGGGACACGGGUCCGAACCAUGCAACGUCUCCUGCAUUGCCGCAGAAAGGGGAUUUAUUCGAGAAACACAUGGAGGCGGGCAAAGGGGAAUAUGAAGUACCGGGAGGGUGCAAGUACAAAGAGAGCCCGCCUGCACAAAACUUCCUCCCGUACGUAUUUACUAUGCCAGAACCGUGUACUUUAUGUGCGGAAACCGAUGGUAUCUACAUCCUGUGUCAUCCGUCGCUGGAAUUGUCGGACAGGUGGACGGAAGCCAUUGCCAACGAAGGGGAAGACGAGUCUCAGGAUCAAUAGAGUUUACGCCAAACGGGUUUCUGUGUUUUUUCUCUCGGUUAUCUUCAGAUUCAUCCCUAAAGGUUAAUCGGCCUCCGUAUUUAGCGAAGCCUCCAGCCCUAAUCCGUAUGCGCCAUCCGAUUCAAGGUGAGGAUAAUAGCUUCGUCUCAGCGAGAACUCGACAAAUUGCAUCAUUUAAACAGCGACGACCGUUU